Diversispora eburnea is the source of this 336-nucleotide messenger RNA. Lineage: Eukaryota; Fungi; Glomeromycota; Glomeromycetes; Diversisporales; Diversisporaceae. The record is from the annotation of a GenBank genome assembly.
AUGAUUCAAAUGAAAGAUAGAACGCUUGCGCAACAACAUCAAUGGCAAAUUAAAUACCCAGGAAUCGAAUCAUUUGUUUUUAAUAAUAAAUGGGUAGAUUGUUUGAUGAGCCGUAACAAUUUGAGCAAUCGUCGCCGUAUAACUAUUGCACAACUAUUGCCAGAUGAUUUAAUUGAGCAGCAACAAGAAUUUUUGGCAUUUAUUACAUAUAUACGUAUACAACAUGAUUAUCCGUUAACUUUGGUUGAAACUGGUGCACGUACUGUUAGUAUUCGAACAACAGGACAUGAAAAAACAAAUUUUACAAUAGUUUUAAAUGCAUGGCAGAUGGGCUAA